AUGCUCUCACCCACUGCGAGGAUCUUCCUGAUCGCCGGCCACGUCUCGCUCACCGGCCUUCUCUAUGGUCUGGACACAGGUUCAAUCGGUGUUAUAACGCAAAUGACCCAGUUCGAGGCCUCCAUCGGGCACCUUUCUUCCACGCAGCAAGGCAUCUACGUUUCUUCGAUCCUGCUCUCGUCGUCCGUUUCGUCGUUGACAAGCGGACAUGUCUCGGACCGCAUCUCUCGCAAAUACGGCAUUCUCCUCGGCGGAAUCCUCUCGCUCAUCGGGACCGUUGUCUCCGCGUGCUCGCCCUCCUUCGCUGCCCUUAUGGCCGCGCGUCUCGUAACAGGUAUUGGGAUGGGCCAGGCGAUCUCUGUGACGACGGUGUAUCUGGUCGAAAUUGCGCCGGCGGGUAUCCGUGGUGUCGCGGCCUGCCUUUUGCAGACGUAUGUUGUUUUUGGGAUCAUGGUUGGGUAUUUCAUUGCUUUUGGGUCGUCGAAUAUUGCGGAGAGCUCGUACUCGUGGAGAGUGCCGUUUAUCAUUCAGGCUGUUGUUGCGCUGGUCCUUUGUCUUGGUAUGGUGUUUGUUCCGUUCUCGCCGAGAUGGCUGGCGCAGGUGGGACGCGGGGAUGAUGCGAAGCAGGUGCUUUACAGAUUGCGGGCUCUGUGCAAGGUGGAAGAGGAGUUCGAUGAGAUACGGCAGAGUUUGGAUUCGCAGGAACAGCAGCAGACGGCGAGUAUUAAGGAGAUCUUCAACCGGCAGUACAGAAGUCGGACUGCGUUGGGGAUCUUUCUCAUGUCGUUCCAGCAGUUGACCGGGAUCGACGUCGUCUUAUACUAUGCGCCGAUCCUCUUCCAACAAGCCGGCUUCACGUCCCAGAGAGCCUCUUUCCUAUCAUCUGGCGUGACCGGCAUCGUCAUGCUAGUGUGUACAAUUCCCGCCCAGAUCUGGGUCGAUCGCUGGGGUCGCAGGAAGCCGUUGAUCUACGGCGGCGGCGCAAUGGCAAUCUGCUUCAUAGUCAUCGGCUCGCUGUACGCCCGGUUCGGCCGUACAGAAGCGAACGAAGUAACGCUCGGCUCCGACUCUGCUCAGUGGGUGGUGAUCGUGCUGAUCUACAUCUUCGUCGCCAACUUCUCUUGGUCCUGGGCUGUGGUCGGCAAGAUCUACGCGUCCGAAAUAAUCCCCACCCGCCUCCGCGCAAAGGUCUGCGCCGUCGAGCUCGUCGCAAACUGGGUCGUCAACUUCCUCGUCACCUUCACCGCGCCGCUGUUCCUGCGCGCCUCCCCGAGCGGUCCGUACUUUCUCUACGGGUUCUCGACGGUCGUUGCGGUCGUGGUCUGUAUAUUGAUGCCGGAGACAAAGGGGCACAGUCUAGAGCAUAUUGAGCAGUUGUUCGAGAACGCGGAUAAGGUUCGCCGCGGAAGCGGGAGUGUGUUUCCUAGCGGGGAUGAGGAUGGGGAUGGGAACAAAGAAACCCAGUCUAGGCAUAGGAGCGAUGUGCAGGGGAUCGAGAUGAUGCCCGGUCCGGUGCCGUCGAGGUCGGGAUUGGCAUGA
Molecule: messenger RNA, 1539 nt
Organism: Aspergillus mulundensis
Lineage: Eukaryota; Fungi; Ascomycota; Eurotiomycetes; Eurotiales; Aspergillaceae
Product: sugar porter family MFS transporter
Exons: 4
Coding region: 1-1539 (512 amino acids)
Biological process (GO): transmembrane transport; carbohydrate transport
Cellular component (GO): membrane
Molecular function (GO): carbohydrate:proton symporter activity
Source: RefSeq, a predicted model, not a curated record